Messenger RNA from Tilletiopsis washingtonensis, 3918 nucleotides. RefSeq lists its product as hypothetical. Gene Ontology annotation, molecular function: high-affinity potassium ion transmembrane transporter activity. The record is from RefSeq and is a predicted model, not a curated record. Gene Ontology annotation, biological process: intracellular potassium ion homeostasis; potassium ion import across plasma membrane. Gene Ontology annotation, cellular component: plasma membrane. Bases 252 to 3794 code for a protein of 1180 amino acids. The transcript has 7 exons. NCBI's taxonomy places the organism in Eukaryota, Fungi, Basidiomycota, Exobasidiomycetes, Entylomatales.
CUCCACCACCCCCACCCGCUCGCUUGCUCAUCCGCCUCGCCGUCGCGCCUGCCAGGCAAGCCUUCGCCUCUCGGCACUGGCCGCUGCUCCUGCCUCGGCGCCGGCAGCAGGCGCGCGCCCGCCGCGUCGCUCUCUGCUCGCCCGCACGCUGCGACCCUGAGCGCUGCUGCUGCGCCUGCUACCUGUCGCGUACCCUCCUCCUACUGCGUGCAGGACACAUCGCACUCGCACCGUCUCCUGCGACACUCGGCAUGGCGCCGACGCUCACCGGCCUGCCUGGCCCUCCAAUGUCCGCCGGCGUGCGCUCCCGCUCGCGCUCCUCGAGCGCCUCGUCCAACGUGGCGCCGCGCUCAGGCGGACCGCUACCGGCCAGCGCCACACAGCAGCCGCAGUCGGGCACGUCGGGCGAAGGCAUGCGCCGCGGCCGCGUGCGCACACUCAGCGUCAGCGGCUCCAUGUCGGUGCCGCACUUCCUGCGCCCUUCGGGCUCGCCGCUGCGUGCGCGCUUCAGUCGGUGGGCUGCAAAGCAUCUGAACUUUUACCGCGUGCACGUCCUCUACUUCGUCUUCACGCCGCUCAUUGCGUCGGGCAUCUUCUACGCCGCCAACGAAGACGUGCGCGUGCCGUACAUCGACUGCCUCUUCGUCUGCGUCUCGGCCAUGACGGUUACCGGCCUCGCGACGAUCAACAUCAGCACGACGACGACGUUCCAGCAGUUCAUCCUCUUCUUCCUGAUGUGCAUCGGCAACCUGACGGCCGUGAGCGCGACGAUGGUGUGGACGCGGCGCCGGUUCUUCCGUCGCAAGUUUGAGGACGUCGUUGCGCGCUCCUCGCGCGCACGCAAGCGCAUGCGCGAUGUGGAAGACGCCGAGCGCCGCGCAGGAGGCACGCUCGGCAAGGUCAAGCGCCUGCUCCACAUGCAAGAGGGCGAGACUGGAGAGAAGUCGCUCGGCGGCAGCUCGGGCAGCACCGACGACUUUGUGCCCUCGGGCGCCACGUCGCCGCGCAGGCCUCACCCGGCGCACAAGCACUCGGCCAAGCGCAAGGGCCCGCUCACGCUCGACAUGAUCCGCCGCGUCGACGAGCCGGCCGUGCUCGUCAAUCCGAUGGGCAUGCCCUCAAUCGCGCACUACGACUCGCGCGAGGCCAACCGAGCGAACGAGGCGCCUCCUUCCGCUGAGGAAGCGACGCCUCGCGGCAUCCUCAGCUCCGGCGCAGAAGACUCGCCGAACAAUGCCAAUACCGGCAGCAUCCGCAUCGCCGAGCCGACGCGCUUCCUGCGCGGGCCCAUCAUCGUCGAGUCGCCUGCAGAGAUCGAGAGCCGCGAGGGGCUCGACAACGGCAGCGCUCUGUCUGACCAGGAUGGCCGCGCGCUGCCGCCGCUGUCCGCUGGCCGACGCACCUUUGGCGAGAACGGGCCGCCUAGCGGCGACGGCCUGCGCACACGCUUCGACGAGCCCGCCAUGCGUCGGCGCCGUCUCUCCGACCCGCCUGAGCACGCAGGCAGCCGCAUGCGCCGCGGCUCUGACGGCGCACUGGCCAACGCACACCGCGGCCUGCGUCCGCCCGCGCCCGACUUUCCGCGCUCGCAGACCGUCGAGUUUGCCGAUCCGCCGCGCGCUGACCGCACGCCGACGGCGCCCGAGCGCGCUGCCACGACGGCCUUCUCGCCGAACACGCAGGGCCUGCGCUACCGCGGCACCGGCCUGGAGUUUGAGAGGACACAGACGAUGUACACGAACCGCUCGUACGGCCGGCGCAGCUCCGUCGGCGGCUCGGCGCUGGCACGCGUGCCCACGGCGUCGAAGGAGCGCGGCUUCGGCGGCUUCCCGACGCCCAUCGAGCUGGCCGGCUCGCUGAUCAAGCGCGUGGCGCCGUCGGUGCAGCGCACCAUGACGCGCUCCAUGACGAUGCCGCGCACAAGCACCAUUGCCUCGAUGCAGUCCGGCGGCGGCGCCACCGACGCCGGCGUGCGCAGUGCGCCGUAUCUCAGCUUCGACGUGACGGUGAGCCGCAACUCGCGCUUCCACGAGCUGAGCGAGGCGCAGCGCGAGGAGCUCGGCGGCGUCGAGUACCGCGCCAUCGACAUGCUCUGCUGGCUCGUGCCGGCGUACUGGCUGCUGAUGAACUUCUUCUUCAUCAUCCUCGUCGCGCCCUGGCUCGCCACGCCCUCGGCCGCGCAGAACUUCUACGCCGUGCGCGAGACGCAGGCGCCGCACACGCCCAACUCGACGUGGUUCUGGUUCUUCCAGGUCGUCUCGGCCUACACCAACACGGGCCUCUCGCUCAUCGACACGAGCAUGAUCCAGCUGGCAGACCAGUACUUUAUGCUGAUACCCAUCGGCACGCUCAUCAUGGCCGGCAACACGGCCUUUCCCAUCAUCCUGCGCUUCUUCAUCUGGACGCUCUCCAAGAUCGUGCCGCGCGGCGGCCGCUCAUAUGAGACGCUGCACUUUCUCCUCGACCACCCGCGCCGCUGCUUCGUGUAUCUCUUUCCUAGCGCGCAGACGUGGUUCCUGCUCUUUGUGCUCGUCGUGCUCAACUGCACCGACUGGAUCGCGUUCCUCGUGCUCGACAUCACGAACCCCGUCAUCCAGGCGAUUCCGACGGGCCAGCGCGUCUUCGACGGCCUCUUCCAGUCGAUUGCCGUGCGCGCUGCCGGCUUCCAGGUCGUGUCGCUGCUCUCGCUCGCGCCCUCGGUGCAGUAUCUCUACGUCAUCAUGAUGUACAUCUCCGCCUACCCGAUCGCCAUGUCGGUGCGCAACACCAACGUCUACGAGGAGCGUGCGCUCGGUGUUUACGACGAGGAGCCCGACGACGACGACGACGCGCCGACGCGCGGCGGCGCCAAGGUGUGGGGCACGUACCUCGCCGCGCACGCGCGCCGCCAGCUGGCGUUCGACAUCUGGUGGCUCGGCUUCGCGCUGUGGCUCAUCACGAUCAUCGAGAAGACGAACAUCGAGGACCCAGCGACCAAUGGCUGGUUCACCAUCUUCUCGUGCCUGUUCGAGCUGACGAGCGCGUACGGCACCGUCGGCCUGAGCACCGGCACGCCCGUUGACAACUUCUCGCUCUCGGGCCGCUUCCGCACGCUCUCGAAGCUCGUCGUCUGCGCCGUCAUGCUGCGUGGCCGCCACCGUGGCCUGCCCGUCGCCAUCGACCGCGCCGUGCUGCUGCCGAGCGAGCUCGAGAUCGAGGACGCUGGCCGUGCACCCACGAGCAACGGCGACGACGACAUGCUCGCCAGCACCGGCUAUGGCACCAACAGCAUGCGCGCCAGCACUGGCAUCGGCAUGCCGCUCACGCGCACAUCGACGGGCGGCGCCUUCCGUUUCGACGAGAAGGACGACGGCGAGACAGGGCAGUACGCUGGCUACCCCGACGUCAGCCCGUUUACGCAGGGCCUCGCGCCGAUCAAGGAAGGCACGCCGUCCGGCACGCCUGCGGGCACCGGCAGCGCCUCGGCGCAGCAGCUCGGCAGCUACUCGGAGCAGCAGCAGUCGCAAGACACCAGCAUGCGUAUCCGCCGCUCGGACAGCCCGGACAGUAUGACGGGCGAGAGCAGCUCGGCUUCAGGCCACAGCAGCGCGCCGAAGAGCAAAGGCGCGGCAGGCGAGCUCGAUGUGCCGCACCUCGACGCCGGCUCGACGGCGCUCGACCCUAGCAACCCCUCGCACAGCAGCCACUCGGACGAGUCCGGCCCUAGCCGUGCCUCCGCUGCUGCAGCGCCGACGACUGCACCAAAGAGCAGCGUCUCCACAGACCAGCCGCAGCACGCGGCCGCACCGCAAUAACACGACGAGCGGGAGGCGCCGGCUGGCUGGAUCCUCAGCUCGCGUCUUCUGUCACCGACUCGGCCUCAAUUGUUCAUACGUCUCGACCUUGGACCAUACAUUCGUUAUGCAUGACAUUUGCGCG